Molecule: messenger RNA, 510 nt
Organism: Gossypium arboreum
Lineage: Eukaryota; Viridiplantae; Streptophyta; Magnoliopsida; Malvales; Malvaceae
Product: indole-3-acetic acid-induced protein ARG7-like
Exons: 1
Coding region: 39-503 (154 amino acids)
Biological process (GO): response to auxin
Source: RefSeq, a predicted model, not a curated record
AAUACAAAUUCUCCCCCUCAACCACUAAUCCAAUAGACAUGAGACCACCUCUUCUCCAAGCUCCCCCUAUCUUCCCUAACAUCUCUCCUUCUCUUUCGAGUCUGAAACACAAUAGAAGAAGAAAAAUGUUGGGGAAAAAGAUGGGUUCGUUGAAGAAGCUAGCCAAGAAGGUGAAGGGGAUGGGGGGAGGUGGCGGUGAGCAAUCACACUAUGAAUGUUUGCUAACGGAAAAUGAGCAAAUGUCUCCUUCGGCUUCAACCCCAUCUGGGUUUUUCGCUGUUUACAUAGGAGACGGUGAAGAAAGGUUUGUAGUGCCAACCAGCUUCUUGUCACAUCCACUCUUCAAGAUGUUGCUGGAGAAGUCAUACAAUGAAUAUGGUUUUGACCAAAGGAAUAAGCUAGUUGUUCCUUGCACUGUCUCUACAUUUCAAGACGUUGUCAAUGCUGUUGAAUAUUGUUAUGGCAAGUUUGAUUUUGGGAAACUAGUUGAGGAGUUACUUUAGGGGGGGG